AUGGAGAAAAACGAGCUCGACGUUCAUGUUUCUCAGAAUAACGUUGCUUUGGAGGCAAUGGUCUCUCAAUCUGGGAACCAGCUUUCUCAAAAUAAGCAAGAAGUUGACUUGAAUGCCAUCACAUCUAACCCUAUAUCUUUGGGAGAAGUUGGCAAGCAAUUUUCGAUGGAGGAGAAACAUAUGAUCUUGCGUAGGUUAGACAUGGACACCCUUGACGAUGACAGUGACUUGCCAGUAACAGCCACUUUUAUGAUAGAGCAAAUUCAAGGCUUGUCAUUGGAAGAGUCUAUCAAAAUAAUGAAAGAAACGCUUGUUGAGCAUGAGGGUGAUAUCAACUUUUCAAGCGAACUUGAAAACCAUUUCAGGAAACUAAUAGCAAUUUCCGAUGGGCAAACUGGUGAUUCGCUGCCGAUAGAUUCGAACGCUAAUAGUAAGGAAGCAUUUGUUGAAACAGUUAAAGAGAAGAGUUCUGGUACUGGUUCUAGCUCCAGCCUUGCGGAAUCUCUCACUGAUUAUGAAUCUUACGAUUGGAAGUUUCAAGCUAGAGUUGAAGCGGGUCUCGUCGCUUUUUGGUCCCCAUAUCAAGAAGUUAGAGCUGUUACGACUCCCUUUGACGACCCUAACGAACCUUGCGAAACUUUGAGGGCAUACAUGGUUGCUAUAGUAUGGCAAGCCAUUGGUACUUUCAUCAAUACUUAUUUUUACGCAAGGCAACCUAGUAUAUCCUUUACUGCUGAUAUUGGUCAAGUUUUCAUAUACCCAUGUGGUGAGGCAUGGUCAAAGAUCAUGCCUGAUUGGACCAUUCCUCUACCUAAGGGAUAUCUGAUCCCUAUUAAUAAGGGACCAUGGACUGAAAAGGAGCAAAUGUUCACAAGUUUGAUUUACUUUGUUGCAGGUUUGGCCAAUAAUAUUUAUAAAAUUAUUUUUGUUCAAAAAUCCAAGCAAUAUUUGUAUACAAGCUGGGCAGAUUGGGGAUAUGAAUUACUUCUUGGUAUUUCAUCAUCGUUCAUGGGUUUGGUAUAG
Messenger RNA from Priceomyces carsonii, 1023 nucleotides. RefSeq lists its product as uncharacterized. The transcript has a single exon. The record is from RefSeq and is a predicted model, not a curated record. NCBI's taxonomy places the organism in Eukaryota, Fungi, Ascomycota, Pichiomycetes, Serinales, Debaryomycetaceae. The coding region runs from base 1 to 1023 and encodes 340 amino acids. Gene Ontology annotation, biological process: transmembrane transport. Gene Ontology annotation, molecular function: oligopeptide transmembrane transporter activity. Gene Ontology annotation, cellular component: plasma membrane.